Moneuplotes crassus is the source of this 2558-nucleotide messenger RNA. The record is from the annotation of a GenBank genome assembly. Lineage: Eukaryota; Ciliophora; Spirotrichea; Euplotida; Euplotidae.
GAAAAUGCUUGACUCUUUGUUCGCAGGUAAAAGGAAUGAGUUAUCAAAAGCUUUGAAGAAGCAGGGCGCUAAGAAGAAGGUUAACCCAGAUACGCCUUCUAAGGCUGGGACACCUCCUCCAAAAACACCUGGAGGUACCACUCCUAGAGGUAAAACUCCAGGAGGUAAAACCCCAGGUGGUAAGACUCCAGGUGGGACGACAACUCCUAGAGUCGAAGAUGAUGGAAAAACUCCUGAACAGAGAAUUAAUGAGAAGAAGAGAGGUCCCCAGACAACUCCAUACGGACAUGAGUCUACUUUUGUUCCAGAGAGUAGAGACAUUCAUGAAGUUAAAUACAAAGGUAUCAGGAAAUCAUAUCGUUUUGAUAAGGAUGCUACGCUAGGCUCCCACAUUCAGGAUAGGUUGAAAGAAGAAAUUAUUGAAGAUUUUCGAUUAACAAAGCAAUACAAAGCUACAUUAACUAAAGCUCAGAAAUAAGGCUCUUCCACCAGAUAGGGUUUUGAGACUUGAACGAUUUCGAAAAUCAGCAAAGAAAAUUGACUUUGAUCCUCGUGUGGAUGAAUAUACUAACCCAAAGCCUGAUCCUUACAUUUAUAAUAUGGGAUACAACCAAACUACAGUUCCAACUCUUGUUCCUGAGAAGCCGCCUGAAUUUACUGGAAAGACAGGGUAUUAUGGAAAGCAGGGAACUUAUACCUUGCCAACUACCACAAAUAAAGAUCACCCAGUUUAUCAUGAUAUGAAGAAGUACAACCCUAAAUUCUCAUAUAACAAUGACCUUGUUCAUACAAAUCUUGCCAAAACUAUUGUAAGAGAAGAAGAGAACAAGUGGAGAGGAACCAAAGAUCUCAGAACUUUGAGUAGGAACUUCACAUCAUUAUCAAAGAAAGAGCUUGAAGAAAUGGCUAAGAAGAAAAUUGAUAAAAGAUAUCGAUACCUAGACUUUGAUCCAGAUACUGACCUUAUGCCUGAGGAAGUCAAUCCAUAUGAUUCUUCAAUGAGAGCAACUGUUUAUAAUCCUUUUGGGAAAUUAUUAGGGAAUCCAACUUUAAAGACACCUUAUAGGAAGGAUAGAGAGUUAGGAAUUGCUAUUGAGGAUAAGCCAAAACUGAUUACCUCAGAGACAGCCCAUCUUUAUAGUGCAGGAGGUUUUCCACCAGCUACUGGGACUGGAAGAUCUGAUCAUUAUGGCGCUACACCGAGACUACAAUCAUCUAGAAGAUCUAUGCCAAACCUCCACAGUUCUCAAAAUAUAGAAGAAUUAGCUCCUCCGAGGACAUUUCAUGAAGUCCAAGAAAGGAAAGCUAUGUAUUUAGGUGAGCCUGGUCAAAAAUUUACUUAUGCUGCUUUAAAUACAGAAGUGGACAACAAUAUUGUAAGAUCUAUUCAUCCUCCUACUCAGCCAUUUCAUAUGAGGACUGCUCGGAGUAAAAUUCCUACUUCAACAAUGAACCCAACUUUUGUUCCUCCAUCAAGAAUGAAAUCUGGAUUUGUUACUUCGUCUUAUAAUCCUGGAAAUAUUAAGCCUUCCACUUCUCUACAACCACUGAUUGAAGGGAUGUUUGAUAAGGAUCCUUAUGGGACCCCAGGGCCUCUUCCUGAAACAGCUCUAAGAGAACCAACAGCUAUUUAUAUCCAACACUACGCUUCAACUGCUGAGGAAUGAAUGAUCAGAUACUUUAUGGACACUUUUUCGAUAGAGAAAUAGCGUUUUUAGGUACACAAUUCCUAAAGAUGUAACUUCGAUACAAAUUUCUCCCACGCAAAUUUUUCUAUGAGGUGGAAUUAAGCAUGGAACAAGGAACACUCCUUCUGCUUUUUGAGGUAUCUUUGAGUGCAUCACUGGAGAUCUAGUGCUUCUUCCAGAAAUGAAUAUCCCUCGGUUUGGUCAUGCAGCUGAGUAUCUUAACAAUGAGAUCUAUGUCAUUGGAGGUACUGACCAAUCCAAAAAUGCAACUAGUUCUGUUGAGAAAUUUAGUAUGAUCAGCCAAGAUUGGACAUUCAUCACUCAGCUUAAGUAUCCUAGAUCUAAGCUUCUCUCAUGAACUUCUCACGAAUCCAGCAGCAUUUAUGUAACCGGUGGAAUUGAUAAAAGAUCGAAAGAGGUUAUUAUGGAAAGGUAUUCCCCGCACACAGAAAGCUGGCAAGAAAUAGAAAUUGUGCUAGAUUUUCAAAUCAUAGCUGACCGUACACAUAUGUGCAUUUAUAACGAAAGUACUAAGCCUGCUCCUGAUACCCGUUCAGAGGCAGUUUAUGAUCCAGACGAUAAAUUAAUCUUCAUUCACUAUGAUAAUAUUGUCUACCCAGUUCCGGAUAUUUAUUUUCUAAGCAUCGGCCAGGGUGUGAUCGAAGAACUGAAAUAUGAUAAAACUAAUUCAGCGAUUUCAACUUAUUACAAGAAAAGAGUUGUUUAUGAUAAGCAGCUGAAAAAGAUCAUUGCCUUCAGCGGAAGCAGCUACACUGUCGUUGAUAUUUUAGACGUUAAUGAAGAGUUCUGCUUCUGGCAACCCUUUGAAUUCACUAAGUAAAUGUACUAUAUAUUUAUAUUUCAAAAAUA